Molecule: messenger RNA, 540 nt
Organism: Prorocentrum cordatum
Lineage: Eukaryota; Dinophyceae; Prorocentrales; Prorocentraceae
Source: the annotation of a GenBank genome assembly
GCGCAGGUGGUGGCGUGCAUGGUGCUGGCCAGGGGCCCCGGCGGCCUCCACGGCCGAGGCGGCGGGCCCUCGUGCGGCUCCCGACGCAGCCUGGCGGCGCGCACCAGGGGGCGCCCCGCGCCUCGAAGCGCCCCGAGGCUUCGAGGCUCGAGGUUCUUCGGGGCUCCGGGGCGUUUCUUCCGGUGGCUCUCGGCGGCGCUCCGGCCUCGGGGUGGGUGCCUUCCGCCCUGGCAUCGCUCGGACGUGUGCAUGUUUUCCCUUCGGCGAGGGCCCUCGAGGAGCAUCCUUGGAGCCUUGGGGCGACGAAGCCGCGCACGACGCCGAGCGAAAAGCGCAGGGAACGGACGUCCGAGGCGGUGGCGCCUUCCAGCGGCGGAGCGCCUCGCCGAGGCCUUCUCCCGGGGCUGCUCGCGCCUCGUGCGGCACGGCCGCCGGAGGGGCCCGAGGCGGGGCCCGCGGAGACCGCCAGCCGGGGACCGGCUCGGGGGGGCGGCCUUCCGAGAGGACGGGGCUUCCCGGGAGCAGGGGACCGCGAUGCUC